This is a messenger RNA of Scatophagus argus, 2556 nucleotides long. RefSeq names its product serine/threonine-protein phosphatase 2A catalytic subunit alpha isoform-like. Gene Ontology annotation, biological process: peptidyl-serine dephosphorylation; mitotic cell cycle. The transcript has 7 exons. Gene Ontology annotation, cellular component: cytosol. Gene Ontology annotation, molecular function: protein serine/threonine phosphatase activity. NCBI's taxonomy places the organism in Eukaryota, Metazoa, Chordata, Actinopteri, Scatophagidae. Bases 235 to 1164 code for a protein of 309 amino acids. The record is from RefSeq and is a predicted model, not a curated record.
UUUCUGUAUCAGCUGAAAUAAACACUUUGUCCCACCAUAUUGUGGAGACGCAGGGCAAUUGGCGCAUUCGUUUUCGCGGAGCGCGCACACACACACACACACACACACGCACACACGCUGCGAGUGACCAGAGAGCUUGCUAGGACGUAGCGUAGCCGGGCCACCAAAACGUAACGAAAUAGCGAGAGGUUUAUUUUAAAGCUGGUCGGCUUGCUAGCUGGCGGCAAACCAGGCAUGGACGACAAGUCAUUUACUAAGGAGUUGGACGGAUGGAUUGAACAACUGAAUGAGUGUAAACAGCUGUCAGAGAAUCAGGUCAAAGUCCUAUGCGAAAAGGCCAAGGAGAUCCUGACAAAGGAGUCCAAUGUGCAGGAGGUGAGAUGUCCGGUGACAGUCUGCGGAGAUGUACAUGGUCAGUUUCAUGACCUAAUGGAGCUGUUUAAGAUUGGGGGGAAGUCUCCAGACACUAACUAUCUCUUCAUGGGAGACUAUGUUGACAGAGGCUACUAUUCUGUGGAGACAGUUACUCUCCUGGUUUCACUUAAGGUAAGGUUUCGUGAACGAAUCACAAUUCUCAGAGGAAACCACGAGAGCAGACAGAUCACACAAGUGUACGGCUUCUACGAUGAGUGUUUAAGGAAAUAUGGAAAUGCCAAUGUUUGGAAGUACUUCACAGAUCUGUUUGACUAUCUGCCCCUUACUGCACUGGUAGAUAAUCAGAUUUUCUGCCUCCAUGGAGGUUUGUCCCCUUCAAUAGACACACUGGAACACAUCAGAGCGCUGGAUCGCCUGCAGGAGGUUCCUCAUGAGGGUCCAAUGUGUGACUUGUUAUGGUCAGACCCAGAUGACCGUGGUGGCUGGGGCAUCUCACCCCGUGGUGCUGGUUACACCUUCGGGCAGGAUAUUUCCGAGACUUUCAACCACGCAAACGGCCUAACUUUGGUUUCCAGAGCCCACCAGCUGGUGAUGGAGGGUUACAAUUGGUGCCAUGAUCGCAAUGUAGUGACAAUCUUCAGUGCACCAAACUAUUGUUAUCGUUGUGGAAACCAGGCAGCAAUCAUGGAACUUGACGACACAUUGAAAUACUCCUUCCUACAGUUUGACCCUGCACCGCGCAGAGGAGAGCCCCACGUGACGCGACGUACGCCAGACUACUUCCUUUAAAGAUCAUUGGUGAGGAUGGUGAGAGGCUGUCUAGAGGCUUGCGAAAAUAAGUAUUCAUAAUGCCAUGGACCAAAAACAUGUGUGCCAUAAUCACAAUGAAAUGGAAACUGUCACACCAAGCUAAACGUCCACCAUCUUUUUAAAGGUACAGCCCCUACACCCCCCCCCCCCAAUCAAAAUGUUUAUUUUUCCUCUGACCUGUAGCGCUGUUUGUUCAUCUAAAUUGUUUUCGUGUUAAGUUUUGAAGAUAUCUGCCUCUGAAAUGUCUGCCUUCUCUCAGUGUAAUAGAACUGCGUGGCACUCUGGCUCGUGGUGCUCAAAGUGCCAAAAAUCAUGACCUGGUUACUCAAGAUAGUCAUCCACAGACCUUGUUUUGACAGUUUCGUGUAGGAACUAUUUUCUGUCCGUAUCACAGCACAAAAGGAGGGACGAGAUGCUAGCUAACUAAGCUGACUAAGCUAGGUAACAUUAAAGAUGGUGCUUGUGACAGGUUGGGAUGUAAACGAACAACCUCUCUGGCAGAUGUGUGUGUCAUUCUGCGCAGUGUUACGGUGUAGUUUGGCAGAAAGAAAAUCGUUCCAGCAUGAAACUGCUCACGCCGAUUCUGUGUGGAUCAGCUUGAGCAACCAGACCAUGACCUCUGGAAAGCGACAUUGUUGUUGGUUCCAUUAUAUGUGAGAGAAGACAGGCAUCUUUAUGGCCGAUAUCUUCAAAACUCUUCAACUCACAUCAAAACAAUCCAAAUGGAUGAAUAACACUACAAGUAAGAGGAAACAUUUGUUUUUGAUUUUGUGGUGACUUACCCCUUUCAACUUUUUCCUCUCUGCAUGAUGUUUUUUAUUGCUAGAAAUGAUUGCUACUAUGAACAAAACUAUCACAAUACCUGCUGGUUUGUCAGGAAACGUGAAUGAACUGAUUCUGAGAAUAACAACUAAGUGUAAGGAAUCUUUGUGUUAGGGUGUUUAAUGAUGACCAGAGUGUGUCGGCGUAUACAACUGCAUCUUUUACUUGGCAUGACCUUAAGUCAAAGGUUCCAGUAAAUCUAAUGUGAACUCUUUUCUUUUUGCAAUUGACGCACAGCAGUUUAUUUUCUGAAGUGAGAUGAUAGGGUUAGAUGUCGCAUUUAUGAGCCUGUUCUCUUUGCACUUUUGUAUUUGAUUUUUAUCACAUGGCACUAACAGACUGUGUUCUUUUUUAUACUCUGUCAUAGUGUAAGUAUCUUUCUCUUUUCUGCUCUGCUGUCUCUUAUGGGAGUUAAUGUAGUUCAUUUAAGCAGUCAGUAUUGGUAUAAAUGACAACAGUUGUAAAAAAAAUAAUAAUAAUAACUUUAUGUUUUGCAGCCACAGCUAUAUGAAAUAAAGACUGAAGUUGCUUCAUCGUGUAUUUCCUUAA